Molecule: messenger RNA, 1521 nt
Organism: Struthio camelus australis
Lineage: Eukaryota; Metazoa; Chordata; Aves; Struthioniformes; Struthionidae
Source: RefSeq, a predicted model, not a curated record
AUGGCGGUCUCGGUCUCCAUUGGUGUUCAAAUUAUCUGUGACUUGUCUCAGUACCUGAGAUGCCAAACUGGCAUUAAAUAUUGUUUCUUCUUAAUUUUGCAGGCAGAGUUGCGAGCAGCUGUUUUUUUGGCACUAGAAGAGCAAGAGAAAGUAGAGAACAAAACACCUCUGGUAAAUGAAAGUUUGAAAAAUUUUUUGAGUACAAAGGAUGGUCGCUUGGUAGCUGGUCUUGUUGCAGAAUUCCUACGAUUUUUCAAUCUUGAUUUUACAUUAGCUGUUUUUCAGCCUGAAUCAAGCACACUAAAUGGCCUUGAGGGCCGAGAAAACUUAGCGCGAGAUUUGGGAAUUAUAGAAGCAGAAGGUACUGUGGGUGGUCCCCUGUUGUUGGAAGUUGUUAGAAAAUGUCAACAGAAAAAGAUUUCAGGCAGUGGAGAGGUGGCUCCAGUUUUUAGUGAUAGUAUGUGCUCUUCAUCAAAAUCAUCUGAUGGAAGAUCAAGUACACAUCCUGUACCGAGUAAGGUUGCUGAAGCCACUCAGAGUGAUACCAGUGUCUCAUCGGGGGAAGCAACCAGAAGUAGUAUUCAUUUUCUGCCUAAUGAAACAAAGUUAGGUCCUCAACUACAAAACAAAGAUUUAAAUACCAAAGAAAAAAGUGAUCCAGGUGUGGAUGAGGAUGACGUAGAGGGAGAUUCUUUUUUUGAUGAUCCCAUCCCCAAACCGGAACGAACUUACGGCUGGAAAACUGAAUCCAAUAAAGCAGGAGGUUUAGCAUCUCUUUCUGAUGCACCACCUUUAAAAAGUGGGUUAAGCUCCCUGACUAACGCAUCUUUGCUAAAGGAGCCUGAUGAUUUGGAUAGAAACUCUGUUUUGAAAGACCUGCGGUUAGUGAAUGCAAAACUUGGAUCUCUAGAAUUAGGAAAUGGAGAUGAAGAUGAGUAUGCUGAUGACUUCAACAGUACUAGUCAUCGCUCAGAAAAAAGUGAUAUCAGUAUUGGUGAAGAAAUAGAUGAAAUUUCUGUGGAAACAGAAGACUUGAAUGCCAGUGAUAAACUUGAAGACAUCACACAAGACCUUACCAUUUCUCAGUUAAGUGAUGUUGCAGAUUAUUUAGAAGAUGUGGCAUAGAGUUGGACGGCAAAAAUGUUUCAUUGUGUUGGAUUGGAAGACUCUUGUGGACCGUUAAUUUCAGACAAUCAUUUUUUGCUGGAAUGUCCACUCCUUAUUUGUGCCUUGUGUUUCAAGAAGACUCUCAGUGGAGAGGGCUGUCAAAUAUUCUUGACAAGAACUAAAUGAAACAGUGUGUUCCCAUUUGAGUCUGAUAUCAGAAUUAUUUUUUUCAUUUGAUUCAGCCAAACUUUUCACACCAGGAGCUGGUUUUUCCCAGCAGAAUGUCCAUUGCUGGCAGUGGGCAUAAUAAUCCAGUCUAUAAGAGAACAUCUACACAGAAGCAUGUGGCUUUAUAAUGAACUUACACUGUUAUUGUAAUAGCCUGAAUUUUUUUUUUUUUUUUUUUUUUUUUUU